Molecule: messenger RNA, 1286 nt
Organism: Tinamus guttatus (white-throated tinamou)
Lineage: Eukaryota; Metazoa; Chordata; Aves; Tinamiformes; Tinamidae
Gene: PRSS35
Product: serine protease 35
Biological process (GO): proteolysis
Molecular function (GO): serine-type endopeptidase activity
Source: RefSeq, a predicted model, not a curated record
AUGGAGCACAUGUUACUGCUACUCAUGCUAUUCAUACCUAUCUUGGGUCUUGCUAAUGGAACAGAAACAGAACAAGAUUUUACUUGGCACUUAAAGAAAGUACCCCAGAUUGUGAGUGAAAGAACUUUCUCACUUGACAGCCCUACAUUUAAAGCAAAACCCAAACUAGAGCUGAACAGUGUCUGUGGAAUUGAGUGUCAAAGAAAACUGCCAGUGCCGAGCUUGUCUGACUUGAAGGACAUCCUGUCCUAUGAGACCAUUUUUGAAAACGGCACACGGACCCUGACGGAAGUGAAUGUCCUUGGGCUAAUGCUUGAUCCAGCGGAAAACACAACUGCACGAACGUCUCUGAGGAGGAAGAGGCAGAUCUAUGGAACGGACAGUAGGUUCAGCAUCUAUGACAAGAGGUUUAUGACCAACUUCCCAUUCAACACCGCUGUGAAGGUCUCCACUGGCUGCAGCGGCAUCCUCAUUUCCCCCAGGCACGUGCUCACAGCUGCUCAUUGCCUACAUGACGGCAAGGAUUACGUUAAAGGCAGCAAAAGACUGAGGGUGGGAUUGAUGAAGAGCAAAUCCAGAGGGAACGGCAGGAAACGCAAAGGUGCUAAAAGAAGCAGGCGCGAAGCUUCUGAGCCCCUGGAUGAUCCUGAAGUUGCCCCUGAGCCAAGACGGCGCUCCAGGGGUGGUGGCAGAAAGCAGAGGAGAUCAGGGAGGAAGCAGGACACGCCAGACGGCGUGCCCGCCUUCCAGUGGACCAGGGUGAAGAGUACCCACAUCCCAAGGGGCUGGUUUAAGGGAGUGUCUGGGGAUAUUGCCCUGGAUUAUGAUUAUGCUGUUCUUGAGCUCAAGCGUCCCCACAAAAGGAAAUACAUGGAGCUGGGAAUCAGCCCCGCCAUUAAAAUGAUGCCUGGGAGCAUGAUCCACUUCUCGGGUUUUGACAACGAUCGUGCUGGGCAGCUGGUCUAUCGGUUUUGUAGCAUUUCUGAUGAGUCCAAUGAUCUCUUUUAUCAGUAUUGCGACGCUGAGCCCGGCUCCACUGGAUCCGGGGUCUAUCUCCGUCUUAAGGAGCCCGACAAAAAGAAGUGGAAGCGCAAGAUCAUUGCUGUUUAUUCGGGCCAUCAAUGGGUGGAUGUCAAUGGUGAACAGCAGGAUUAUAACGUAGCCGUAAGAAUUACGCCUCUCAAAUAUGCCCAGAUUUGCUUCUGGAUACAUGGGAACGAUGAGAAUUGCACACGAGGCUGAAGAGAGCUGAGACCAACUCCCUGAGCACCCGUAUGACAAUAUGG